AUGGGGACGCACAGGUUACCACCAGCCAGCCACUGGCACUCAAUCAGCCAGCAUAGCACACCCACGGUUUCACCAAAUGGCCAUCCGUUUCCUUUAGCACCAGUUUCACAAAACACCAACCCGUUUGCUUUAGCACCACCCUACAUACCUCCCUCAUAUCAAAAGACCGCGCUCUUGAGACGUCGUGCCACCCCCUGCCUUCCCCCUGCUGGCACGCCUGAUUCUAGUACGACCGAUUCUUCCACAUCUUGCAUCAACCCUCAUAUCAGCCCGUUCUUUAGUACCCCCUCAGCUGGUUCCUCAACCUCGUAUAAUUCGACCUCGUUCAAUAACUUAAGACCUGAGGAUACCUCAAACAGCGAGCCAAGCUCCCCUGUGAAGAGACGUGCGCCCAUGCCGGACUCUCCUCUCUUUGAUGUAAACAACGGCAAAGGACGGGUUGAUCCGUUUGAUGUCGUUGAUGAUGAUGAACUGCCACCUCUAUUAGAUGAGCAAGACAACGAGGAUGACUUGCCGAUUAUCGAUUUGAACGUACCCAGGGGUGUUGGGGGCCCAGCUCGUUCCACCAACAGCUCGACAUCUGCAACUCCAACCGACAUCCUUGCCGAACUUCCCGAUGAAGAACGCAGAUUUCGAAUUUAUUUCAAUCUUUUUCAACCUCAGUGCCCGGAUGAGCCGGACCCUAAAAAGCAGAAGCGUCCUCCUGGUGGCUCCCGGCCGAUCUCACGCAAACCUACCAAGGUCAAAUACAACAACUACGCUCCAAAAGUGCCUACCUAUAUCACCUUCCAACCUAAAGACAUGGAUUUCACGCUUUUCAAAAUCAAGCUUUUCAACUCUUGCAACAAACACCUUCCGGGAGUUUCAGAACUUCUCCAGCAGGCCUGGGCCCAAGGAGGGCUGUCCAUCAUGGGUUUCAUUAACGGUUCUAAGGGUUUCAAAGCUCGGGAUAAACAGCCUAUCAAGAAGCCUUCUCUUUUCGACCAUUCACCUGCCACCUCCAAAAUGGGCUUCCGGAUUGUCCACGAGAACCCUUUGAAGAGCGAGGAAGCGCGUCGAUCUCUCGCUAGCACCCUCAAGACUUCUAGGGUUGGAACUCCCGCAAAUGGCCCAGACUCCGAGGUCUCAUCGGAAGGUGAGGAGUCAGUUGCAUCGGAUGGAGUGAGUCAUUUUCAUAUCAUUCCAGCAUUGCCAGUAAUGCAUUGA
This is a messenger RNA of Melampsora larici-populina 98AG31, 1206 nucleotides long. RefSeq lists its product as uncharacterized. The record is from RefSeq and is a predicted model, not a curated record. NCBI's taxonomy places the organism in Eukaryota, Fungi, Basidiomycota, Pucciniomycetes, Pucciniales, Melampsoraceae. The transcript has 5 exons. The coding region runs from base 1 to 1206 and encodes 401 amino acids.